AUGUGGAUCUAUAAUAUUUCUUGCCGUCGCUGGGAUCAGGUUCCAAGGCCCAGAGUUUUCGAGGAUGAGGACGUCCAGACUUUCCUCGAGGAGUUGGAGGACGUCGCGGAGCUCACGGGGGUACGGACGGACCGGGUAAAUGGAUGGCCCUCCGAGCGCUUCUUAAGAGCCGGGCGCGAAGAGGCCCGGAGAACAUGGGGUACACCGCCUCAAACAACGCCCUGA
Molecule: messenger RNA, 225 nt
Organism: Echinostoma caproni
Lineage: Eukaryota; Metazoa; Platyhelminthes; Trematoda; Plagiorchiida; Echinostomatidae
Source: the annotation of a GenBank genome assembly